ACAGCAAAAUGUAUUCCAAAGCUAUCGUGUCCUUUGCUUUCCUAGCCAUGGCGAUCGCUGAUAUGCGAAUCGGCCACAAUAUGCCACCUGUUCAGCUGCCUCAUAUUCGUAAUUUUGAGACUCGUGUGGUUGGAGGUUCCCCAGCACCAGUUGGACAUUACAAACAUAUAGUUUCCCUUCAACAUAAAGGCUCACACUUUUGCGGCGGAUCCAUUAUAACCAAAGAUGUCGUUCUGACUGCAGGGCAUUGUGUUAACGCAAUUUCUGAUUUAAGUGAUACUACCGUCGUAGCUGGAAAGUACAAUCUUAAGACUAAAGAGUCUACCGAACAGACAGUCAAAGUGUCGAAAACAGUCGUACAUCCCAAAUAUAGAGGUGAUGUUGGCCCGAAUGACAUUGCUUUGCUUAAGCUUGCAUCUCCAUUGAAUUUGAACAAUGACGUACAGGCUAUCGCAUUACCACGAGCAAACAGUGAACCAACUGGAGUGGCAUGGCUUAGUGGAUGGGGCUCUACCUCGACUAUUAUUUUUCCAAUAAUGCCAUCUACACUUCAACAUGUUCAGAUGCAGUUCCUCGAUCACGUAGCUUGCAAAAAAGCCAUGACUAAAGUGUUGGGAUCUCCUUCUCCUGUUGAUGAAACCAAUAUAUGUACUUCGCCAGGGAAAAGACCACUUUCCGCAUGCAGCGGUGAUUCCGGCGGUCCACUUAUCUCGAUUGACGGAGGAAAACCAGUGAUUCAGGGAAUUGUAUCUUGGGGUGUUGUACCAUGUGGUAAACCAAACGCACCAUCCGUGUAUGUUAAGGUAUCUCAUUUCAUUUCUUGGAUUGAACAGAACAUCAAAAAUUGACGAUGGCAAUAUUGACGAUGUAUGAAUGUAUAAUACUGAAUAACGAAUUAUUACAUAUUAUUUAACGUGUAAAAUAAAUAUCCAGCAUACGUUAAAA
Messenger RNA from Cyphomyrmex costatus, 945 nucleotides. RefSeq names its product trypsin-1-like. The transcript has 4 exons. Lineage: Eukaryota; Metazoa; Arthropoda; Insecta; Hymenoptera; Formicidae. Gene Ontology annotation, biological process: proteolysis. Bases 9 to 848 code for a protein of 279 amino acids. Gene Ontology annotation, molecular function: serine-type endopeptidase activity. The record is from RefSeq and is a predicted model, not a curated record.